Molecule: messenger RNA, 1164 nt
Organism: Sparassis crispa
Lineage: Eukaryota; Fungi; Basidiomycota; Agaricomycetes; Polyporales; Sparassidaceae
Exons: 1
Coding region: 1-1164 (387 amino acids)
Source: RefSeq, a predicted model, not a curated record
AUGAUGAAUGACGUUCUUCGAGAGCAUCUCGACAAGUUCGUCAUGGUCUACCUCGAUGACAUCAUUAUCUAUUCACGUACUGCGGAACAGCACACCAAACACAUCAAUACAGUCCUUCAAACCCUCAAUUCACACGAACUUGUCCUCAACCAGGACAAAUGUAUUUGGGGAGCUACCGAAUUACUCUACCUGGGACACAUCAUCUCCCACAAAGGUAUCCGACCUAAUCCUGAGAAAAUUAAGGCCAUACUUACCUGGCCACGUCCCCAGACAAUUACUCAGCUUCGCGGUUUUCUGAACAUCUCCGGAUAUUAUCGCAAAUUUAUCCGUGGCUUUGCGAAGAUUGCCAGCGGACUUUAUACCUUGCUGCAUGGGCAUCCGCAGAAAGGAGCAGCUAUUGAAUGGUCAGAGGCUUGUGAGCGUGCCUUCGACACUCUCAAGACACAGCUAACAACCCCUCCCUUACUGGUUUACCCAGUACCUUGGCGUGUAUUUGUAAUCGACAGUGAUGCGUCCGGUGAGUGCAUUGGUGGAAUUUCACAGCAACCAAUCUCGCUGCUCGAGACAUCUAAUGAAGGGGGAGAGGUUGAGGAACAUGAUGAUACAGCAUCCGACACCCGAUUUGAAUUCCGUGAUUGUGACCUUCGUCCUAUCACAUAUGAAUCCCGCCGCCUGACGCCGACCGAGCAGAGGUAUUCGGUGCAAGAACGAGAGAUGCUUGCAAUUGAUUACCUCCUACAGAAGUGGCACGCCUAUAUUGAAGGCUCACCAAUCAUCAUCAGAACUGAUCAUGAAUCAUUAAAAUAUUCCCUUACCCAGAAGAAUCUUGGUCGACAUCUUCAGCGCUUUGCGGACAACAUUGCUCAUUUCAAUGUGAAGAUCGUAUAUCGUCCCGGAAAGUUCCAGCUCGCCGCCGAUGCAUUAUCGCGCCGUGAAGGAGAAGCUGUGCCCGAUUCCGAGAUGCUAGGCCCCUUGUAUGGCUAUCCGAUGAUCGACGCUGGCCUGCGUUCAUGCAAUUCGAGCGAAGAAUCAAUCUUUAGGGAUUCUGAUGAGGCUUCGGAUGACGAAGGCCCGGUUGCACCUCCUGCUACUCCUGCACCACCUGAACCAGCUGAUAGACCUGCCGUUGACUCUGAUGAAGAAUCUGUUGAAGAAAUACAAUGA